GUUCUGAAAAAGCGCGUCCAAGUCAACAGAACAUUUCAAAUCUGCCACAACACCUACAGACAGACAACACCGAAGCACUCAAAAUGACAGACGCAGCCCGAGCUCAGAUUUCACGAGGAGCCUUGAAUGCUAUUUUCAACGACCCCGCCGCCCUCGAAAGACAAUAUCCUGUCCCAGUCUGCCAGUGCGUGCAGAUCAAGACUCUUCAAUCUAGUGGAGAUGGCGCACCAGAUAGAUAUCGUCUAGUUCUGAGCGAUAUGGACAACUUUGUUCAGAGCAUGCUUGCAACCCAGGCAAAUCAUGUUGUGCACGAAGGAAAAUUGAAAAAGGGAUGCAUCGUGAGACUCAAGCAAUACCAAGCAAAUGCUGUCAAGGGCAAAAGAAUUCUAAUCAUCCUGGAUCUUGAAGUUAUAGAGAGCUUGGGCGAACUCGAAAAGAUUGGAGAACCAGUCGCUCUCACAGUGAAGGACGAGGCAGAUAUCAAGCCUACGAACACGACUAUUGCUGGCAACGGCUUUUAUGGUAACCAGACCAAGCCUGCUCCGGUUGUCCAAGAAAGAGCCCUGCCAUCGCGUUCUGGACCUACGAGCUCUUCAUCCCAUGCGAAUAUAUACCCUAUCGAAGGCCUAUCACCCUAUGCUCAUAAAUGGACCAUUAAAGCUCGAGUAACGCAGAAGUCGGACAUCAAGACAUGGAAGAAGGCAAGCAGUGAAGGAAAGCUCUUUAGUGUCAAUCUUCUGGAUGAGAGUGGCGAAAUCAAGGCAACCGGCUUCAAUGAGCAGUGUGACAUGCUCUACGACACAUUCCAGGAAGGCUCGGUUUAUUACAUCUCAAACCCUUGCCGAGUGCAACUCGCAAAGAAACAGUUCUCGAAUCUUGCCAAUGACUACGAACUUACCUUCGAGAGAGAUACCGUGGUGGAGAAGGCCGAGGACCAGGACAAUGUACCUCAAAUCAGAUAUAACUUCACCACUAUCUCAGCUUUACAGGAUAUUGAGAAGGACUCAACAAUCGAUAUCAUUGGUGUUUUGAAGGAAGUUGCCGACGUCAAUCAGAUCGUAUCGAAGACAACUCAACAACCUUUCGACAAGCGCGAACUUACGCUGGUUGAUGACACAGGUUAUUCAGUCAGGCUAACGAUCUGGGGCAAAUCAGCAGUCUCCUUCGAUGCUAAUCCCGAGUCAAUCAUCGCUUUCAAGGGUACCAAAGUCUCAGAUUUCGGUGGUCGCAGUCUGAGCUUACUCUCUUCUGGCACAAUGGCUAUUGAUCCUGAUAUUCCAGAAGCCCACAAGCUAAAGGGAUGGUAUGAUUCCCAGGGUCGGAUGGACAGCUUUGCUACGCACAAUAGCAUGUCCGGUGCUGGAGCUGCCGGUGGUCGUGGUGAUCCGUUGAAGACCAUUGCUGCAGUCAAGGAGGAGAAUCUGGGAAUGUCUGAGAACGCCGACUAUUUCUCGGUUAGAGGCACAAUUGUCUACAUCAAACAAGAUAACUUUGCAUACCCAGCAUGCUUGAACGAUGGCUGCAACAAGAAGGUCGUCGACAUGGGAGAUGGCACGUGGAAUUGUGAGAAGUGCAAUGCUAGUCACCCAAGACCAGAGUACCGUUAUAUCAUGUCACUGAAUGUCAGUGAUCACACGGGUCAGCUGUGGUUGAGUUGCUUUGAUGAUGUUGGACGCCAGGUCAUGGGUAUGAGCGGAGAUCAACUCAUGGAGUUGAAAGAAAACGACACUGCUGCUAUGGAAAAGGCUUUCGAGAAUGCAAAUUGCAAGACUUUGACCUUCAAAUGCAGAGCCAAGAUGGACAGUUUCCAGGAUCAACAGAGAGUGCGCUACCAAGUUAUGAAUGGCACUCCUAUCAACUUCGCCGUUGAGGCCAACAAGCUUGCAGCCCUUAUCAAAACUUAUAGCCUCGACUAAAAUGUGUGGUGCUGCCGGUUAUCAUAUUUGGGGCUCUCGGUCCCGCGGUCAAGGGAAUGUUAAAGGAGUCAGAAUAGAGCAUAUUGCAUGCAUGAUCAAGUCUACUUCAUUGUAGAUUAUGGAAGGAUGACGAAACGGCUAAUGUGGGUGAUUCUUGAGACGUGGUGGUCGGAUUCUGAUUAUCCUGGCGUUUUUGGUUGCACUGGUAGUAGCUAUCCUGUGAAUGAGCAAAUGAAAGUACUUUUUCCAUGAGA
Messenger RNA from Cadophora gregata, 2170 nucleotides. It is a transcript of the gene RFA1, whose product is annotated as Replication factor A protein 1. Gene Ontology annotation, biological process: DNA replication; DNA recombination; DNA repair. Gene Ontology annotation, cellular component: nucleus. The record is from RefSeq and is a predicted model, not a curated record. Lineage: Eukaryota; Fungi; Ascomycota; Leotiomycetes; Helotiales; Ploettnerulaceae. Gene Ontology annotation, molecular function: DNA binding. The coding region runs from base 84 to 1916 and encodes 610 amino acids. The transcript has 5 exons.